Cimex lectularius (bed bug) is the source of this 1375-nucleotide messenger RNA. Its product is annotated as rho-associated protein kinase 1-like. The record is from RefSeq and is a predicted model, not a curated record. The transcript has 5 exons. Lineage: Eukaryota; Metazoa; Arthropoda; Insecta; Hemiptera; Cimicidae. Bases 130 to 1359 code for a protein of 409 amino acids.
UUUUAUUUAUUGAUUUGUUAAUCAUUUGUACAAAGCCAAAUUAUUUUUUUCCUUUUAAUUUAAAUUUUAUAAAACCUCGAGGUAAUCAGAAGUCUGUUUUAAAAGGGAGGAAAGAAGACUUCUUUAAGGAUGGCCCAGAUGGAAAUGAUUGACGUGGCGUGCGAAACGCAACGGACCCAUUUCGAGGAGAUCAAGGAGUACGUUGGAAAAUGUCUGGACGAGAUACAGAACCUGACCAAAGAGAGGGACGAAGCCAUGAGAUUGUACGAAGUGGAAAAGUCCGCAAGAGAAAAACUGCAAGCAGAAAGGGAUGAGGCAAAAAUACGGCUGGCCCAGAGCACUGAAACAUAUCUGAGGGAAUUUUCUGAAGCCAAAAACCACUGGGAAGGGGUCGAAGAACAUCUCAGGACUACGACUGAGAACAUUCAGAAAGAAUUGCGGGAAUUCGAAGACCACAAUAAACUUUUAAACGACAAACUUAUUUACAUGGAAAACGAAUUGGCAACCAUGUCGGGACAAGCAGAGAAUCUUAAAGAAGAAAGAGAUUCUCUGGUGAAGAAAGACGAGACACUAGAGAGGGAAUUUGAAAAACUGAAAUGCGACUUUCAGUCAGUUGCGGACGAGUUGCACGAGACAAAAAUGAAACUUUUACAAGAAGAGAAUUCCAAGCACAGCCUGAUACUCGAAGGAAAAAAGUACAAAAAAGCCGCCGAGGUUGCUGUGCAAAAGAUGACCGCAAUGGAAGAGGAGAAAGUCCUCAUGGCCAAAAACCACGAAGACCUCACUCAGACCAUCCUCAAAACGAAAACGAUCGAGAGCGAGAUGAAAGACGUCAAAUUUUACCUGAAUAUCCUAGGAAAAGGGAACGGUACGAUAAACGAGAAGCUCAACACAGUCCUGAGCCUUAUUAAAAAGGAAGGCCAGGAGGUCGGCGUACAGACCGACCUCACGACAAAGCAGCUUUCCGAAUACGACCACUUAGACAGAGAAGCGACCAUCCUGGUCAUGAAGAUGCGCGAGGAGCUCCUCACGACCAAGGACGAGCUCCUUGGGAUCAAGCAGGAAAACGAGACCCUCAGGAACUUUGUCCGGGACGUAAAGCGCGACAGGGAGAUGCGCGAGGAAGAAGAGCGGGUCGAAAAGCUCGAAGAGGCCGUCAAAGCUCUCGGCGAGCUUGUAUCCAGGGAGCAGAACCGGCCUUCGAAGGAGGACACCAUCAUCAAGAAACUCUCCGAGGUGAAACGAGACCUGGACAUGAUCAAGACCAACAAUAAAACGAAACCGGGACAUGAUGUCGAAAACAUGGAAUUGACCUCUAUACCAAUAAAAUUAACUUCUUUUAGAAAUUCAAGAAGAUAAUAAAUUAUUAAAUAUA